This is a messenger RNA of Archocentrus centrarchus (flier cichlid), 4491 nucleotides long. It is a transcript of the gene ppp1r26, whose product is annotated as protein phosphatase 1, regulatory subunit 26. The transcript is spliced from 5 exons. The record is from RefSeq and is a predicted model, not a curated record. Lineage: Eukaryota; Metazoa; Chordata; Actinopteri; Cichliformes; Cichlidae. Gene Ontology annotation, molecular function: protein phosphatase inhibitor activity. Gene Ontology annotation, biological process: negative regulation of phosphatase activity. Bases 506 to 4015 code for a protein of 1169 amino acids.
AGAGCUGAUAUCAGUGCGGGGCAUAAACUGGGAGUUGUCUGAGGAGAUAAAACUUUGAAGGCGUACUGUAGAUUUCCUUUAGGGUCAUGCAGUUCAUUGUGGCAAAGUGUUUAAAAACAGCAUUAUUAUAUUAGACCUGCCGAUGGGUUUUGUAGUGUAAUAUAAAUAAGCAAGCUAUAAAAUGUAAGCGCAAACAUUUUCCGGGAGAAAAGCUGAUACCAUAUUUGAACGGGUCCAUGGUUGGUUGGACUCCGGUUUAAGGAAGCUCGUCCGCCCGGCAGUUGGAGCGGAGGGGGAUUCGUCGGCGAGAAGCUUCAGGCGGGGUGUUAGCUGCUGACGGACACCGAAAUAGCUCCGCGACGGCUUUCCGAGCAUCUUAAACCAACGCAGCAACGUGCAUAUUGUAGCUGUAACUCUCUUUGUGUGUCAUAUUCAGAUAAAACAAUGUAACUGUACGGAGGCAGCUGCGCUCCAAUGGUCGAAGACCUCACCAUACUUCACUAGAAUGUACUUGAUGAAUGUACCUCCUGUCGCAGUGACGCAAACAGAAUGGAGAGCAUGUGGCCCACCUGGAGGCUAUAGCCCUCCAGUUUGCUUCAAUGACUCUGGCACAGAGUUGUCCACCAGAGGCACACCUAUCUCAGACAAGGUCCAGAUGAUCAUAGAGAGUCUUAGGAGCACCCAGUCCUCACUCGAGAUGGGCGACGAGAUCGAGGGAAAUGUGCUAUCAGGACAGGAAGGUCAUCCCCAAGUCUGCAAGGCCGCAGUAGGUCCUUACAUGGGCUCCGAGUCCAAGACUAAAAGCCCCACUGAAAACCCGCAUGCAGAUGUUUCCUCCCCAAACAACCAUGAAAGCAGUGACUCAGAUAGCGAUGAUUCUGUGGACAGAGGAAUCGAGGAGGCAAUACUGGAAUACCUGAAAGAAAAGGAUGAUAAUAAACGCAAGGCGGAACCGUAUUCGACUUUUCUCCCAUCGUCCAAAAUUCCUAGAAAACAUCCAUCCAUCCCCGAGGUGUCCAAACAGAACGAUGACAGCGAUGCGUUCUUGAUCGCUGGUAGCCAUUUUCCAAAAAGCGUCAAAGCCGAGACCCCCACAGUACCAGCUGUCAUACCUAUAAAAAAGUAUAUUAAAAACAAGGCAUCCCUAAAUGAAAAUAUAGUCAAGAACUCUUGUUCAAGUCAAAGCACAGCCAAAAGUUUAGCUUGUUCUAAAGAGCAGGUUAAAAAUCCCCCCACACCAGUCAGCCUCUUCAACAAAACUGUCAAAUACCCAGUCACAGUUAAGAUGGAGGAAUCAAAUGAUUCCAGUAGCGAUGAUGGCAUUGAGGAGGCCAUUCAGAGAUACCAGCUGGAGAAAAAGGAGCAGCAGACCACAACAGAAGCUUUCCAUCCACAUGCGUUCAAGGAGGACUCUGACUCUAGUAGUGACGACGGGAUUGAAGAAGCUAUUCGCUGCUACCAGCUUGAACAACUCAAGGAAAAGAGUGUCCUGAAGCCAUUCCUACACAAGCAGAAACCCUUCAGUAAGCAGUUAAUACAUAAUGUUGCAAGUACAAGCACAGAGAACAUGAAGAAACACAAGCUGAGGAAAAAAAUGAGCAGCAUAGAAAAAGAAGUGAAAUCUUUUCAUCCUACUUCCUCUGUUUCCAUACCCAAAACUACACUUUCAGACAGCUUGAAAGAUAAAGGAAAUGGAUUUGUGUCAUUUAAAGUAGAGAGUUUGAGGGAGCAAUCAGCUCCCGCCCCUCCAAAGGUCAAUACAACCGCAGAGCUUAUGUGUGCUGAGGCAAUACUGGACAUUUCAAAGACUGUUAUGCCUGGGGCCUUCCAUCAUAGUGUUGGCCUUAGCAGUUGUGCCUCCACUGAAUCCUCCUUCCAGUCUUCUCUUCCGGAAAACUGCCCCUGUGAAGAAAGCAAUGACAGCUCCAUUGAUAGUGAAGAUGGGAUUGAGCAAGAAAUCAGGAAAUUUCUCGAGCAGAAGGCCCAAAUGCACCAACAGCCACCCAGCUCUGCUGUGAUUCAAGACGCUCACAGUGCAAAUGAAGCAGAGAAAGUAAAAGCAAGAGAAUCAGCAGUCGAAACCAAACCAUCAAGAUUAUCUUUAAAACAAAGAAAAAAACACAAAGAGAAAAACACUUGUGUUUCCGCCAUGGCAGGGAGGGAGGACGAUGUUAAAGAACCCACCUGUAAGCCUUUACCUGACCAUACAAAAGAAUCAAAGCCCUUGGCAUCGCCCCAGAGAAGUCAAACGCACCCUGUCACUGGAUUACACAAGACAGACCAAAGUGGAGACAAAAGCAGCUCACUUGACAGUGAUGAGGACCUAGACACUGCGAUAAAAGACCUUCUGAAGACAAAAAAGAAGUCAAAGAAAAAGAUGAGGGACUUAAAGCGGAAAUCAAGGAAGUGCCUCAAGGAUGAAGACCCGCUGGUAGGAAAUGCUUUACAGACAAAAAAGUUAAAAAUUGAUCCUCUUUCCAAGUGUAGUGCUUUGAGAAAAGUGCAGAAAAGUAAGAAUGACAAGAAAGACAAGCCUGGUUUGGGGAAAAAGAGUGUUUCACAACAUAAGCAAGUUAAUAAAAGUAAGAAGCACGAGGUGUAUGAAGGUGAAACGGAGAUGCGGAAAGCAGCUGAGCGUCUGGACGCCCAAUUUGUGCACAGUGCUGAAACUGCACCUCAGAUAAAGGAAGACAGCAGCUCGGUAGACAGCGAUGACAGCAUUGAGCAAGAGAUCCGAAGGUUUCUGGCGGAAAAGGCCAAAGUUUCUACCGCAGGGAGAAUGAAAGAUGGAGACGUGUCGAGGAAUGGUACAGUCAACAUUUGUAGCCCACUUCAAGAUAAAGACAUUAAACAGGAAAAUCAGCUGGCUGAGAUUCCAACAAAAAGUAUCAGUCCUUUCUCUGAACAGUCUCCCAUUAGUAGUCCGGCUCAUCACUCGUCACUUCAGACGCCACAGAGUGUUCUUCCUGAUGUUUCUAUGGUCGGUGCACAAUCACAUCUGCCCUCUGCCCGCUCCUGCAGUCUCAGUCUUUUGGAGCCAGCAGAUGGGGCAGGAGCAGCUAGAACUGAACAAAGGAGGCCCAGCGCUGAUAAAGGUGACGUCCACAUGAAGAGGGUUCGACCAAUUUUGAGUCAUAACAUUGCUCAUUCUCGCUCAGAGGCAAUCAAAUGGCGCCAGAGCCUAGGACUGCCUACUCACGAAGGAAGGACUGUCAGUCGGACUCCGUUCCACAUCACCUCAUCUGAAAUCAGCGACGGUGCAUCAGUAACAAAGCAGAGUGAAGGAAUGGGCCACAAAUUACAGACUCCUGUUACUGUUUGGUCCUCUGCAAGGACCAGUAAAUCGCCAUUCCCCAGCUCUAAAGACGCAGCUGUAAACACCAGAAUCAGCUCUCCUGUUUUGAAAUUUUUUUCCGCUGCCAGGCAGCAUCCGAGGAUGUCCUUUGCACGGAAUCUCCCCCCUGGCCAAAGGUCCCAGUGCUCCAUUGAAGGGGAGAAGGAGAGUAUGGUGCAUAUGACUAAGGACAAGAGUGUGUUUGUGGAACUGGAAGCUAACAGGACAAAUCACGUCCAGGUUCAGUGCAGGGAAAGGAGCGAGGUUAAGGAGAGAGUGAACAUGCUGAGGGAGAAAAAAAGCGAAGGCGAGAGCACGAAGAUAGAUAACAAAGACGUGCAUCUAGAAAUAAAAGAGGAAGAAUUUAUAGAUGAGACAGAUUGUGAAUCAGAACACAAGAGAAAUCCAGAAAAGAAGCAGGGCUUUUCCACAUUGUCUUUGUCUCGUGCCAUUGAUCCUGGCAUCAUCUUCAAGCCUUGCAUAGCGCUAACCUCAGAGGAGAGAGGCAGCUUGUUCAACAGGAGAUACUUGGCAGAAAAGUGCAAGAAGGGGGAAACUUCCCUCAUUAGCGCUUCUGUGCACGGUAAGGCUGUGCAGCAUGUCAAAAGGAAGCUUCAGUUUGUUCCAGUAAGUAGGAGACCGGAUGCACGCAGCGAGCUCAGCACAAACACAGCAGAGUAAAACUUUACGUUAAAAGAUGCACCUAGAUGCUGCCUCAGUGUUUAUAUAUUUCAGGUGUUCUUUUGAGUUUGGGGGGAAAAAAAUAAAAUAAGGUCAUCUUUUGAUAACUUGUAUAACUGCACAGUACAAAAGUUGAAUAAGGGCAUUUCAUUUGAAUUUUGGAUUGAACAUCCUGAACUCAGGAAUACUUUGAGUAUUCCAGCAUUUGCUUUUUCUUUUCCCUAAUGCACAGUAAAUUUGAUUUUGAGUUAUAUUGUAUUAUGUAUCAUAUAUUGAUUCUGGUGCUGCUGUUAUGUUUUUUGUUUGUUUUUUUACUAGAAGCGGCAUCUUUAUUUACAAACAUUUGUUCUGUAUCCGUAGUUUGCUUUUUCCUCUAAAAACUAAUGUUGACUUAUGUUCUUGACUGCGUUUUAUAGCUAAGUAACACAUGGAGCAUGUGAAGUUGCAGCUAUUUCAAUAAAGUUUUAAAAAAUUAA